This is a messenger RNA of Mucor mucedo, 3845 nucleotides long. RefSeq lists its product as uncharacterized. Bases 147 to 3779 code for a protein of 1210 amino acids. Gene Ontology annotation, molecular function: ATPase-coupled intramembrane lipid carrier activity; ATP hydrolysis activity; magnesium ion binding. The transcript is spliced from 11 exons. Gene Ontology annotation, cellular component: plasma membrane. The record is from RefSeq and is a predicted model, not a curated record. Gene Ontology annotation, biological process: endocytic recycling; post-Golgi vesicle-mediated transport; intracellular protein transport. Lineage: Eukaryota; Fungi; Mucoromycota; Mucoromycetes; Mucorales; Mucoraceae.
AUAUAAGCAGUAUUUCUCAUAGCUUUUUGUUCUUUGUGUUCCCCGGGAUAUAAUUUUAAAUCACCUUUUAUUUUCCAUUUAAAGUGAACUAGACUCUUUUUCUCUCUUCAGCCCCUUUUCACCUUUUUUUUUUUUCAUAUAAGAAAAUGAAUCCAGUUGACUCUUCUUCUCAAUGGUCAAAUACAGAUAAUAAAGGGCAACUGAAACCACCGUUAAAAACUGUACGCUCGUUUGAUACAGGUACUUCUUCAGACGAUGGCCGUACAAUGCCAGAAGAAUAUGAAGAAGGAAUUGGACUACUAAACAACUCACCACCACGCAACCAAUUUGUACCUGAUUACUCAUUUUCGGCUUUGGGAUCACCCAAUUUAUAUGAAUCAACAGAAAUGCUACCACCCAUAGAACCUAAAGUAGAAACUGACAGCUUCAAUCGUCGUCGUCUAUCAAUAAAGUCAAAGUCUUCGUGGAAAUCUCUUUUCAACCGCAAAAAAGAAAAUCUAGGUCCACGUAUCAUUCAGAUCAAUCAACCAGAGACAAAUCAAGGGUUUAUACCAAUUCUGAGUUCAGUAAAACAGCCAAUAUUUUUUUCUUAUUCAUUUCCGCAAAUCCCAAACAUUUCACCUACGUCAAGAUAUACUACCGUGGCCCCUUUAAUAGUCGUCUUGCUAAUUACGGCCAUUAAAGAAACUAUCGAAGAUUUUGGAGUGCAUAAAUCAGAUCGAGAAUUGAAUAAUCGUAAAUGUAAAAUAUUUGAUGGAUCACAGUUUAUCGAAAAACAAUGGAGAGAUAUAAAAGUGGGCGAUAUUUGUCGUAUCGAUAACUCCCAGUUCUUUCCUGCAGAUUUAAUAUUAAUCAGUAGUUCGGAACCAGAAGGUCUUUGUUAUAUCGAAACAAGUAAUUUGGAUGGUGAAGUCAACUUGAAGAUUAAGCAAGCCCUACCAGAAACCGCAUCUUAUAUUUCUCCAGCCCAAUUGUCUACUUUAGGUGGUGUAGUACAAUCCGAACAACCCAAUAAUCGCUUGUAUAAUUAUGACGGUACACUAUCAUGUGAUGGAACAAAAAAACUGCCUUUGGAUCCUGGAAAAUUAUUAUUGAGAGGUGCUCAACUAAGAAAUACAAGUUGGAUUUAUGGCUUAGUCGUCUUCACCGGUCAUGAAACUAAACUUAUGCUUAAUUCCAGUAAAAAACCAUCUAAACUAUCAAAUGUCGCUCGAAUCACAAACAGAAAUAUUUUAUAUCUCUUUGGUAUGCUGGUCACAAUGAGUAUUCUAUGUUCUUGCGGUAAUUAUGCAGUAUCAAAAAGUAACGGUGGUAGUAGAGACUACAUAAUGAUUCCUGACACCGAACUUGCGAAAGAGUUCGGUUUUAAUAUCUUGACAUUCAUGAUUUUGUUCAACAGUUUUAUUCCGAUCAGUUUAAUGGUGACCAUGGAAAUUGUAAAGUAUAUCCAAGCAAUCAUGAUUGACAACGAUCUCGAUAUAUAUUAUGAAAAGACAGACACACCAGCCGUUGCUCGAAGCAGUAGUUUAAUUGAAGAAUUGGGUCAAGUUGAGUAUGUUUUCUCGGAUAAAACAGGUACUUUAACCUGCAAUGAAAUGGAAUUCAGACAAUGCUCCAUCAGUGGUUUAUCUUAUUCUUUGAAACCUGAUCCUGAUAAGUUACCCACUUCUGAUACGGACUCCAACGGCGAAUACUCAUUUAAGCAGCUGGAACAACAUUUAGAAACAUCUCAAGAUGCUUAUAUCAUUAAUGAGUUUCUUACACUUCUAAUGACCUGCCAUACUGUUAUCCCAGAAGUAAAUGAAGAAACAGGUAAAAUUGCAUAUCAAGCUUCUUCGCCUGAUGAAGGAGCUCUUGUAAGUGGUGCUAGUGAUGUAUUUGGGUACAAAUUUGUUGCAAGAAGGCCCCACUCGAUCACUUGCAUAAGAAAAGGUGUAGAAGAAGAAUAUCAGAUUCUAAAUGUCUGUGAAUUUAAUUCUACGAGAAAACGUAUGUCAGUUGUUUUACGUGGACCUGAUGGAAGAAUCAAGCUUUACUGUAAAGGUGCUGAUACAGUGAUUCUGGAACGUUUAGCUGACGACAAUCCAUUUGUUAAAUGUACACUUGAACAUCUAGAAACUUAUGCGUGUGAGGGUCUACGUACACUGUGCUUUGCUAUGAGAGAAAUUUCUGAUGAUGAGUAUGCUAAAUGGUCACAAGUUUAUGAAAAGGCGUCAACUACAUUGGUUGAUCGUGCUGAGGAAUUAGAUCAAGCCGCAGAAAUCAUUGAAAAAAACAUGUUUUUAUUAGGCGCUACUGCGAUUGAGGAUAAACUUCAAGAUGGAGUGCCUGAAACAAUUGCCACUUUACAUGAAGCCAAUAUCAAAGUAUGGGUACUGACGGGUGAUCGACAAGAAACUGCAAUCAAUAUCGGCUAUAGCUGUAAACUACUGACAGAAGAAAUGGAUUUGAUUAUAUGUGAUGAAGACGAUCAUGUGUCUACAAAGCGAUUCUUAGAUGAGAAGCUAGCCCAUGUUCUAUCUGUAACUGAACAUAUGCAACACGAUCCUUUUGCUUUAAUUAUUGAGGGAAAAUCACUUACGUUUGCUCUUGAAAAAGAAUUGGAAAAGGUGUUUUAUGACUUGGCAACUCGUUGUAAAGCAGUGAUUUGCUGUCGUGUUUCUCCUUUACAAAAAGCGUUGGUAGUCAAAGUAGUGAAGAAGUACUCUAAAUCUAUUCUUUUGGCAAUUGGUGAUGGAGCCAAUGAUGUUUCUAUGAUUCAGGCUGCCCAUGUUGGUGUAGGUAUUAGUGGUGUUGAAGGUUUGCAAGCUGCUCGUAGUGCAGAUUUUGCUAUUUCCCAAUUUAGAUUCCUCAAGAAACUGUUACUGGUACACGGAGCUUGGGCAUAUCAAAGAUUGAGUAAAAUGAUCUUUUUUUAUUUUUACAAGAACGUUGCGCUGUAUCUUACUCAGUUUUGGUAUGCGAUAUUCAAUGGCUUCUCUGGUCAAACACUGUAUGAAUCUUGGACAAUGUCAUGUUUCAAUGUUUUUUUUACCUUUUUACCGCCCAUGGCAAUCGGUCUUUUUGACCAGUUUGCGUCUGCUCGAUUAUUGGACAAGUACCCUCAAAUGUACGUUUUAGGACAAAAAAAUGAGUUUUUUAACCAAAAAAGAUUUUGGGGCUGGAUCAUCAAUGCCGUUUAUCAUUCUGCUUUAUUGUUUUUUAUUGGAAUGGCCGCAUUUGCUGACGAUUCUGUAUUUAAAAGUGGCUUUUCUGGUGGACAGUGGUGGGUAGGAACUACCAUCUUUUCUGCUACAUUAGCUACUAUUCUGUGGAAGGCAGCCUUGAUUACAGAUACUUGGACAAAGUAUUCAUGGAUUGCUAUACCAGGAUCAAUGGUGAUUUGGUUCUUAUUCUUACUUCUUACGGCGUACGUCGGACCACUUCUUCCUUGGGAAAUUUUUAUGGAAUACAACGGUAUCGUACCUCAAUUAUUAGGAAAUGUUAACUUCUGGCUGUUUUUCAUCGCUGUACCACUUUGUUGUGUCCUUCGAGAUUAUAUUUGGAAAUAUGUUAAGCGUAUGUAUCGACCUCAAUCGUAUCAUUACAUUCAAGAAAUCCAAAAGUACAAUUUCCCAGAUUAUAGACCCCGUAUGGAUCGUUUCCGUCGUGCAGUGAAUAAGGUACGAAAGAUACAAAGAUUGAAACAGUCCAGAGGUUUUGCGUUCUCCCAAAAUGAUAAUGAUCAAUCAAGACUUAUCCGUAUGUAUGAUACUACACAACAAAAACCUUCAGGAUAGACAUAUUUCUUUCCUUUAUCUCCAUCCCCCCUGUAUUAUUAAUAAAUUUGUGUAUUAUAUCUCCUC